AUGUCUUCCUCUACUCUGCCCUCGGUCGAGCUGGUCUCACCCGGCAUGCUUGAAGCUGCCACCAUCUUGGCUGGACUUCGUCACGCUCGUCCCAGCGAUCCCUUUACGACUCCCACAAGGUCACCUUCCGUCAUCCUCCCUUCGGUUGAGCAGGCCUCACCGAUCGAUGUACACAUGGGAGCUGCUCGUGCUGGACACACCUUCGGCCCUCGCUCCACCGGCGCUCCUUCUCCCUCUGGCAAGCCUCGUCUGCUCAAGCUCAAGAUCAGGCGCCCCAAGAACACCACCGCGGUCGACUCCACUCCCAUUCCCGUGAGCCACGCUGCCGGCCUCCCCAACGCAGAAUCUGGUCGCUCAGGUCUCAAGCUCAAACUGCGUUGCAUCCAAUCCGCCCUUCAUCCUUCUUCACCCACCCCCAUUGCUGGCGCUGGCCAUAAGCGCAAGAUCGAUCAACUCGUCACUCACUCUGAGGGCGACAACGACUCCGAGGCCGACACCAUGCCCCCCAAGCGGCGCAUGAAGCAGACCGCCCAACCUCCUCUGCCCAUAUCCGCGCCCACCAUGAAGCGCAACAAGCGCAUUCUGGACCCGAAGCGGGCUGACCACGCUGCACUCAUCGCCACCUCUGCCAAGGCCGGCAACGAGUACUACGACUCGGACGUGGGCGAUGUCGCUGACGACGUCAAAGACACCACCAAGCCAGAACUGUUCCGAAACGUCACUUGGGGCGCAUACGCCACCGACUACGCCGACGCCGACAACUUCAAGGCCAAUCCUGAGUUCACUCAGUUUGUCCCCGGUCGGUUCGAGCUUCUCGCCGACGGCACCGCGUUCGACCAGAAGCACAAGCUGGUCAUCAAGCUCCUCGACAAGAACGGCAAGAAGCGCAUCUUCGCCAACCCGCCACCGCGCAACUGGGCUUCGCAGGAGGCCAUCACGGCGCUGAACAAGCGCACUGUUCAGCAGAUCCGGCGCAACACCAGCGUCCGGUUCCGUGAGGUUGUGCAGGCCUACGUAGCGGAGGAGCGCAAGUGGAUCCUCGCCAACCUCACCGCCGGCAAGCCCACCAAGGGGUGGAAGGCCUUCGUUGAGGCGUUCAACCAGACCUUCGGCGGCAAGGUUCUCGCGGGUACGGCCGGCGCUCGGCCUUUGAGGAGUCACUCAAGUCUCACCAAGGAGGUGGAGAGAUUUGGAGCUGACUUCUACAUGAAGGGUCGGGUGCCGGUGACGGCCAAGAAGGUGGUCAAGAAGGAGUGA
Alternaria viburni is the source of this 1257-nucleotide messenger RNA. RefSeq lists its product as uncharacterized. Bases 1 to 1257 code for a protein of 418 amino acids. The transcript has 2 exons. The record is from RefSeq and is a predicted model, not a curated record. Lineage: Eukaryota; Fungi; Ascomycota; Dothideomycetes; Pleosporales; Pleosporaceae.